Manis pentadactyla (Chinese pangolin) is the source of this 11950-nucleotide messenger RNA. RefSeq names its product zinc finger protein 398 (gene ZNF398). Gene Ontology annotation, biological process: regulation of DNA-templated transcription. The record is from RefSeq and is a predicted model, not a curated record. NCBI's taxonomy places the organism in Eukaryota, Metazoa, Chordata, Mammalia, Pholidota, Manidae. The transcript is spliced from 6 exons. Bases 529 to 2454 code for a protein of 641 amino acids.
CGUACCGAAGGGAGGGAGGAGGGCGGGAAGCCCGGCCUGUUAGGCACGGGGCCCGGAGCGGGGCUCAGCCCGAGCACAGAAGCCCCCGGGGUCCCGCCAGCCCGGAGGAGCGCCAACGCCCAGCGCGGGUCUGGGAAGGCUCGCCACCGCCCACAUCGUGGAGCCCCCGGGCGCCAAGCCCAGGGCUCCCCCCGCCCACUCGGAGGUUUCUAGCCGAGAGACCCUCUUAGGCUGGUGAACGAGGAACGAGCGAGGAGGGUACCCCCCGCCUGGUGUGAGAACCCCCACAUGCAGCCCGCCCGACGGAGGGCGGUGGGCUUGGUGCCUGCACCAGCCAGCCCCCCGCUCUGGGAGCCGCCCUCGCAGAAUCACCCUGGGCGCAGUCCGCCUGAGCCUCGCACAGCCACAGAUGCGGUGGUGACGGCAGCGCUUAGGCGCGUGGAAGGACUGCGUGUGGACAGGGACCCCAGUGCCAGCGCAGGACAAUGCGGGACGCCCAGGAGGCCCUUCGUCAGUAUUGCUGAGUGAAUGACUGGCGCAGGCUCGGAGACGGCUGAAUGGGACUCCGAAUGCCUUACAUCCCUGCAGCCCCUUCCUCUUCCCACGCCCCCAGCAGCAAACGAGGCCCAUCUGCAGACUGCAGCCAUCUCCCUAUGGACCGUGGUGGCCGCUGUGCAGGCUAUAGAGAGAAAAGUGGAGGUCCACAGCCGGCGACUCCUGCACCUCGAGGGACGGACAGGGACAGCAGAGAAGAAGCUAGCCAGCUGUGAAAAGACAGUGGCCGAUCUUGGGAACCAGCUGGAUGGCAAGUGGGCCGUGCUGGGGACCCUGCUGCAGGAGUACGGGCUGCUGCAGAGGCGGCUGGAGAACUUGGAGAACCUGCUGAGGAACCGGAACUUCUGGAUCCUGCGGCUGCCCCCGGGCAUUAAGGGAGAGAUCCCCAAGGUGCCUGUGACAUUUGAUGAUAUCUCCAUCUACUUUUCCACUCCAGAGUGGGAAAAAUUAGAAGAAUGGCAAAAGGAAUUUUACAAGAAUAUCAUGAAGGGCAACUAUGAGUCGCUCAUCUCCAUGGAUUAUGCCAUGAAUCAACCUGAUGUCUUGUCUCAGAUUCAGCCGGAGGGAGAACAUAAUACCGAGGAGCAGGCAGGGCCAGAGGACAGUGAGAUUCCCACAGACCCCAGUGAAGAGCCUGGCAUUUCAACAUCGGAUAUUCUGUCUUGGAUCAAACAAGAGGAAGAGCCCCAGGUUGGGGCUCCACAGGAGUCCAAGGAGAGUGACAUGCACAAGGGUGCCUACGCCGAUGAAGAGCUUGUCAUCAAGGCUGAAGGCCUUGCCAGAGCCUCCCUGUGCCCUGAGGUUCCAGUCACCUUCUCUUCUCCACCAGCAGCAGGAGCAAAGGAAACUUUUUCAGAUGUGGCCUUCAAAAGCCAGUCUGCAUCCAUGACACCUUUUGGACGUCCAGCCACUGACCUGGCAGAAGCCUCUGAGGGGCAAGUGACUUUUACUCAGUUGGGCAGCUACCCGCUGGCACCUCCAGCUGGGGAGCAGGUAUUCUCAUGCCACCACUGUGGCAAGAGCCUCAGCCAAGACACGCUGCUGACCCACCAGUGCAGCCAUGCUGGGGAGCACCCCUUAUCCUGUGCCCAGUGCCCUAAGCACUUUGCUCAGCAGGCCGACCUGAGCAGCAGCUCCCAGGCCCAUGCCAGUGAGACACCCCCCACCUGCCCACACUGUGCCAGAACUUUCACUCACCCGUCGAGACUCACCUACCACCUUCGGGUACAUAACAGCACUGAGCGCCCUUUCCCUUGUCCUGACUGCCCCAAGCGCUUCGCCGACCAGGCCCGACUCACCAGCCACCGGCGAGCUCACGCGAGCGAGAGGCCCUUCCGCUGCCCGCAGUGUGGCCGCAGCUUCAGCCUGAAAAUCAGCCUCCUGCUCCACCAGCGGGGGCAUGCGCAGGAGCGGCCCUUCUCCUGCCCCCAGUGUGGCAUCGACUUCAACGGCCAUUCGGCCCUGAUUCGCCACCAGAUGAUCCACACGGGCGAGCGUCCUUACCCGUGCACCGACUGCAGCAAGAGCUUCAUGCGCAAGGAGCACCUGCUGAACCACCGGCGGCUGCACACGGGCGAGCGGCCCUUCAGCUGUGCGCACUGCGGCAAGAGCUUCAUCCGCAAGCACCACCUCAUGAAGCACCAGCGCAUCCACACGGGCGAGCGGCCCUAUCCCUGCACCUACUGCGGCCGCAGCUUUCGCUACAAACAGACGCUCAAGGACCACCUGCGCUCGGGCCACGGCGGAGGCUGUGGGGGAGACGGCGACCCACCUAGACAGCCGCCUGACCCCCCAGGGCCCCUCCUAACUGGGCUGGAAGCCUCGGGCCUCGGUGUCAGUGCUGAAGGUCUAGAAACCAAUCAGUGGUAUGGGGAAGGGAGUGGGGGGGGAGGCUCGUAAAUCUCCCACCUCGUGCUCACGGGAGGGCACGAGAAGAGCCCGUGAGCCCCUGCGCGCCCACACUGAUCACCAUUUGGCACGUCGGUGAGUUUGGGGUCCUGCACACCUGACUAGGGACGUGCUUGAGUUUUGGGACUUCACAACAUUUUGAGAACACCACAUUUUGAAACCCAGAAAGACCUGGAAAGGAGCCCAGCACCCCCUUCUUUUCAACAAUAUGACCUAAUCAGAAGUUACAGGAGUGUUGCAGAGAUUGGGAAGCGAGAUUUGGCCUCUGGUAAUCCAUCACAGGGUAAUAGAUUGAUAAUGAUUGUGGCUGUAGAUGGAGACGGGUGCCUGGGAAGAGCCUGCAAAACGCCAAGCGCAUUGUGAGGCCCCAGAAUUUGUCUGCCUGAACCUCUCAUUAAUUCCUCGAUGGUCUGGUGUUCACGAGAAGAGUGCUCAGGCCUCCAUCCAUGUCCGUGUUCCUCCCAGCACCAGCUAAAGCCCGCUCCUGUGCUCAUGUACCUGCCUCCCCCGAGAAGAGACUGCCUUCCGAGGGUUGCUAGAUUAAUUCUGCUAAUACAUUCUGUUUCAUAUUGUGUGAGCAAGGAAUCUGACUUCCAAAGCUCCUAAGGAGAACAGUUCUUAACUUUCACUAGGUUGAUUUGAAGCAUUCAGGCCCUUACUGGUAUUCAAACUGCUAGAAACCUUUGUGGACAUCCUGGUUAAAAAAUUGGGAGCAGUGUUCUCAGCCCCAGCUUUAAAAGCUAAAGAUCCCAGAGAAAUGGCAGAACAGCCUAAAAUGCGUGCCUGAACCAUGUUUCUUAGAGUCAUUUAUGUCAAAUUCUUCCUUUUCAUUUCCAUGCCAAUAAGCUGGCUUUCCCAUCCCAGUGUCUGAUAUUCUUGACAAUCGUCAGAAAAGAUCACAGCACUUUCCAGAAACAUUACCAGGUUUCAGAGAGUGGCGGCGGGCUCUCGGCUUUUACUUCCUCGGUGAUGAGAUGGUAGUGCUAUAAUGCAGCUUCUUGAGCCAUCAGAGGGUGUGUGUUCACACUAUCUGGCUCUCCCCCAUUGGCAGUGGACAACCUAAGGGACUUCAUGUGGAUUCCUUGAGAGCUGAGUACCAUGUACAGACAAGAAGAGCUUUUCCUGGCUUGUUUUGCUUUUAGGGCCCUGGCUGUCAUCUGUUCCUUCGUUGGGGUCAUUCAGUCACCUGGGAGCAUCUGAGCCUGGUCCUACUCCUAAGUGGCUUUGCAAUUGGACAUAAAUUCCUUUCCUUUUACAGAUCUCAAAUUUUAUCUGCAAAAUGAGGUUGGUGAAAGAAAAAAGCGAGUCUCUAGAAAUUUUUUUUUUUCAGUCUUGUGACACGUUCCUUCUCCUGCCAAAAUCCUAUCACUCUUCUCUGGCUUCUAUCCAGGCAAAGCCAAAUGAGACCCCAAAAUCAAAGCAGAGACAUCUUGCUAAACCUUGACUGAAGUCAAUUUGAUUUGUUGUUUUGCUCUUGCUUGGAGCUUGAGGUGGAAGACAGAAAGAGAAUGCAGAAGCCCUGAGUCUUGGGCAAAAAAGCUGUUUAUUCCUGCACUCUCUUGUUUCCCCUGCAUCUUCCUAAGAUGCUUGAGGUCUGCGAGUGUUUAGAUAGGACACUUUCUUGAUGCAGUGGUAAGAAAAGGACCUAUAUUUUCCCUUAUCACCUAGCCCAACCUUUACCCGGCCUAGCUAUGCAUAACCAUACUAGUAAAACGUGUUACCCAAGCUAGCUUUGCUCCCAGGAAGGCCCUGACUCAACAUGCAGCUCUUGAGGAUAACCACAUUUAUAAACAUCUGCUCUGUGACAUUCAUAAUACCAAGGACCAUCGGAGACCUAAGAAGUGUGUGUAGACCUAAGCUGCCAUAACUUAACAGUCUGAAGGUGAUGAAAAACCCAAGGGUACAUAUAGAACAGACCAAGACAGAAGAUGGAUAGAACCCUGGGAUCCAGAGCUUCCUAGCUAGGAUCUGGACCCCUACCAUGGGAAAAUCUUGGGGACUGGGAAUCCCACAGCUAGGGUUCCAGCAUUCCUAGUGACCUGCUGGGAACCUGGGUGUGAGAUCCAGCUCUGAUUUGUGCCUUCAUCUCCUAAAGAAAAGGGGAAAGAAUCAAAGCACUACCUUCAGAUGGUGAGCUCCCUUUUCUGAACAGAUGUAAGCAUUUGCCAGGGCCUGCUGGAGAAGGGACUCCUACAGUAGGUGUGACAUUGGACUAGACCACAUUGAAAUGUCCUUUUUACUCUAAGAUUUACUGAGGACACAGAACUUAUUAAUGAAGGAGACCUGGGGAUUAAAGGCUGUGGAUGGAUCCCACAAUCCUUUGCAAGGAAGUGGCCAGCAAGGACAGUUCAGAUACAACGAGGCAAGAGCCUUGCAAACUGAAUGAGGGGGGAUGAGCAGAGCCCUGCCAGAGAGAUGGGAGGUGUUAUCCAGGUCCGCAGCCUUGUACAGACAGGGAAGUUCAGUUGCUGUCCAUUCUGCUCUCUUCCUCCACCAGUCCUCUACCAGGUGGAACUCCAGGCCAGCUCCGAGUUAGGGUUUGUUUGCUUAAGAUUCAAGAGUGGAUAAGAAAAAUGAGUCCUUGGGAAAGAUAAGUCCAACCAAAAGGUUUGUGUGUGGAGAAACUUGGUCUACCAAGAGCUCCUGCGAGAACCAUGUGUUCACCUCUGUAGUUGAGAAGUACCUGGGCAUCGGUCGUCGUGACCAGACAGGAUAGGAAAGGGGAAAACCCAGAAACGUGCUCUUUGUCAGUUGGUCCUCUGGGCUGAGAGGUGUGUUCUAUCAUAAAUGGGCACCAGCCCCUUGGAGUGGAUCCAGGAGUUGACUGUAACCAGAUUCAUUCUUUGCUUACUAGAUUUUUCAUUGUCACCAUUAGAGGAAGAGGAACCUUUGGUUCAACCACAGAUGUGAAAGUAAGUGGAAGUUGAUUGCUGGUCUAGAAAGUGAAAGGAAGUGACUGGUCCUUCUUGCUGGGUAUUUGACAUUGGAAACAUUGUAACUGAGCUCUGGCUAGAGCAGCACUUUACAUAACUUUCUCAUCACUAAUAAUAAAGUCUGCAAAAUUCCUGGUGGGGCAGUCUGUCAGGCUUCUUUUGGAGCAUUUUUUAGAGGUCUGGAUAUCCACGUCUAUCUCAACCAGGACCUGACCCUGUGGCUUACUGGGGAAUAAUAAAUGUUCACUGUCUUGGUCUGAAAAAUCCUUGUUGAUAAAAAGACCAGAAUUCCAUUAUUUGUUCCAAUAAUGAAUUUUGGAAAACCCAAAUUUCUGCUCACAUUUCCUCUUAAGAGUCAGAACACCCCAUCCUUCCACCCCCCAACCCCAUAUGUAGCUUAGACAACCCUGAGGGUUGCUCAACAUUAGUGAGUAAAAGCCAGUCUUUCCCCCAAAGACUCUUACAGAUGAGCUCUGUUAUCAGAGUGUGUUUUCUGUGUGCUUGGAUGCCUUUGACCCUGUUCCCUUCGCUAUAAAGGAAGCAGUCACUUCUCACAGGUGUUAUGCACGGAGGACAUCUUUUGACUUGGGGAAGGGUCAGCUUUUACAAGCAAAACACCCACAAGUCAGGCCAACCUGGUGGGUGGGGAUGGGAGUGCACAGGGCCUUAACAUAGGGUCACAGGUUAGUACAGCGUAAUGGCUUAGAGCAUGGACUCUGGGUCAGACAUAGAUUCAAGUCCUGGCAUCAUUAGGAAUAACAACCAAUACAUUAUCUAACCGUCAUGAGCCUAGUUUCUUUAUCUGUAAAAUAGGGAGACUGUACCUAUUAAGUCUCAGAGGUGUUAGGGCUUAGGGGGAAAGUUGUGUAAAGUGCUUAGCACAGAGCCCCCAGGUGUCAAUAUGGCAGCCAUCAGGGAAGCUACAGGACCAACCAGGGGGACGGUCAUAAAGCCAGGCUGAACUUGAAGCGGCAAGUGGCAAGAACUGAGGCUGCUGUGCAGAAGUGCACGGUCUCUUGGGGUCCCAACCUUUGCCUACCACUGCUGCUUCCAGUCGGCCUGUUCUUCCGCUCUGUCUUUUCUGUACUGGCUCCCACAUAUUUCUGUGUCCAUGACACCCCAUGGGGUUUCUGAUUCUCUUGGUGUUUUCUAGGUUCAGAUUCUAAGGUGUAGGGUCUUGCCCAGCUCCUCUUUCUACACCUGGCCAAGUUUCCAGCCCACCCUUGGGUUACAGGCUCAUCUUGGUUCAGCCAGCUAGUCAGGAGGAAAGAGCCUAUGGUCCCAGCAAUGUGUGAGCCUGGUAGAUUCACUUGCGAGCAGGCAAGUGGCAUGGUUUAACAUUUCUAGUAGUACCAGGAUAAGAGGAAAUCUCUGUUUCACCUGUAUCAGGGUUCCUUGAAAGAUUUCUACUUCAGUAGCACUGUGAUAGCCCAGAGCUUAUUGUCCCUUGCACAAAAAUUAUCUUGCAAAAGGAGUCGAUAGUCACUUUCUAGGACAUUGUUCCUCCCCUCCUGGCCCUGCUCCAGUUCCUUUUUAAAUGUAUAACUCUGGCCAUAUUCAUACACACACAAUGACUUUUGUCAACUUGGGCAAAUUGCUUCUUCAAAACAAAAAAGUGUUUCACUCCUAAGUCAACCACCCCCUAAAGAAAGCAGAUAGAUGCAGGCCAAUCAGAGAAGCUGCACAGGCAGUGUGCCACAGCUCUCAGAAACAGCCAGCUGGUAUUUAAGACAUUUGAUAAAGCCUCACUGGGCUAUGUGGCUUUGUGUUCAUUUAUUAGCAAAGCUGGUAUUUACUGUAAAAUCUUAAAGCCAGUCUUAAAAAUUAAGCUUCCAAGAGCAGAGGCCUUGUCUUAUUUUGUUUCCCUCAUGGUGCCACAUGCUGCCAGGGAUAUGGACACUCCGUGAAUAGUUGUACAGAGGGAAGACCACCUGAGUAGGGGGUUAAAAACAAUUCUGGUCUGAGCUUGACAUUCACUACCUACUUGUAAGGGAGCAAGCCACUUAAUUUGUGUACAUUUCAUUUUCCUAAAUCUAAUGUGCAGUUUGGACACCACAGUUAAUGUAAGGUCCCUUUCAACUCUAAAAUCGUGAAAUUUAAGAUUUUACAUCCAGGUUCCUGUUUUCCUUGCCUGAUUUCCCCCCAGAUGCUGCCCUAUUGAGUAAUUUGACACAGCAAAAUAAAACGUUGGGAAGGUAUGCAUUAUUGCAGAAUAGAGACUCUCAUUCUAACCAUAUUAUAAUUACUCCAAAGCCACACAAACUUGACAAAAUUCUAGCAAAACUAUAAAAUUUGGUUUUAAAUACCCAGUAUGCAUUUUGCAUUUUUUAAUCAUAGGAAAAUAAAAAGAAAACACAACAAAAUAACUGGUUGUUCUAGGGUCCUGGGAUCAUUCAAUGGUUAUUUUUCCCUGUACAUUUUGUAUAUAGUAUUUUUAAUGCUUUCAUAAGAAUUAAGAUUAUUGUAAUGAGAAAGAUACCGUAUCAGGAGGCCAGAGUUUUAAUCUUACUUUGGUUUUCUCAUUUGUAGUGUGAGGGUUAUAAUCCACUUUACCAAGUUUACACUUGUGAAGCUCACAUGCAGAAAGGUCUUAAAAAGUGUCUUGAAACAUAUGCAGGUGUAAGAAGACAGUGUUGAUAUGCUACAUACAGGAGAAUUACUUGUUGACCAGUUAAAAACUUUCCUGGAUUUUGUUGGUGCUUCUCUUCAUUCAGGACUGGGCAGUGGUCAUUCCUUCACCUCCAGGGUGCUUGCCUGUGCUGGGGAGAGGGUAGCCCGAGACUGCAGUUUGGAGAGCAGUAGGAGAACAGAAGUGUGUGUGGGCAGAGACCGAAGACAAGGUUUGAUGCAGAAAACAUGAGGUUACCCCAUAUGUGUUCACUUCCACCAGCAACUUAUGCAAGAUAACCAGUUUUAUGUAUAUGAGGAGUUACAAGAAUUAGGAAAGCAGGCACAUUACUGGAGUGUGUGGGUUAAACAGAAUUCAAAAUUAAGGAAGUACAUAAUGCUAUGUAUAUCAAAUCAGUUCUUGGCUUUGAGUUGAUGGUUUUUAAAAAUUGUAUAAGAAAAACAACAUCUACAAGCUAAGCUCAGAGUAAACAGCAGGAUAAAAACAGUGAGCAAGAAUAAUUAUAUCAAUAUAUGUCUCUUAUUUACCAAUACAUAAUAAUUCAGGAUGUUCGUUUCCCCGGGGUGGUCUUGUGGGGCUAAGGUAAGGAUGUGAGAAAUAGCAGGGGGACUCUGUUACCCUGGUUGGUUCUUGGCUAAUCAUUAGAAUAACCUGGGGAACUUAAAAAAUAUUCCAGGGCCCACCCUGGCAUGAUUUCAUUUACCUGGGUUGCAGUCUAGGUGUUUUGUUUUUUAACGUUACUCCCAAGUGAUUCUAAUGUGCCUACAAGUUCAGAAAAUUAUAUUUAGAAGGAGAAAGUGAAUUACUGGACUGGAAAUGACCCGUCAGCCUGCAUUCCUGGAGCAGGGAGCUGUUAAUUAGAGAUUAAUAAAGGGUAUCUGAAUCCACAAUGGGAAGGCAUAAUUGGAUUCUUGAGGAAGGGCUCGGAAGGAAGUGAGACCAUGGAAAUGGUUGCUGAAAAGUCGGCUGAGCUCCGUGGUUAGGGCAGGAGCUCCAGGGGUAGCGGCGGAAGCAGCGUUCAUCCCAGCGGGGCCACUGCGCACUCUGCCCCGAGGCCUGGCAUUCAGAACCCUGGCAGGCACCGGAUGAGCACGGGGGGAUGGUACCAGCACCUGCACUGCGGACCUCUAGCCUCUAGCGUGGUGAGAUCAGCACCUCCCCGUAGGAGCAGUUUGCUGAAGAACAAAAGGGACCUUGGUGACGUCAUUGCCAGCUCAGAUUUGACAAUAAUACAUGGUUUAAACUUACUUGCUGCAUUUAGAAAACCCAGCAUUACUCUGCAUGAACACUAGACUUUAUUUUGAAUGAAUUUUGACUAUUUUCAGUAAUCAGAUCUACAGUUACAAGGUGAAGGGUUGCCCACUGAGAAGAUUCAGGGGAACAUAACUGCAAUUAUUACCAACAUAAAACAUGUCUUCUGCAUAAAGGGUUUCUGAGCCCUAGGUGCCUAUUGCACUUCAACUAUCGAGUCGCUUGCUCACUUGGUCACCCAAGCAAUUGCAUAUUCAUUGAGACUGAAGAAAGUACCAUAGAGUCAUUAGGAACUGAAGAGAAGCCAAUGAACUUCACUUAUCUACUGUGCCAAGACUUGUAAGGAAGGUGAUGAAAUGCCUGUUUGGAGUAGGCUGAGAAUAAACUUGAGGUAAAAGUAGUUUUUUCUCCAAACUUUCUGAAAAGCAGAAAUUUUCAGAAAUUAGGGCAAGGGAAAAUGUGUGUAUGUUGGGAGAGGCAUUUAAGUUUGAAUAAAAAUGUUGACAAAAGGAGGAUCCGAAAAUGACAAGCAUGUUGAAAACUCAGCAAGAUCAAAUUGAUGUUAAAACUAUAAUAUUUGUGAUCACAUCAACACUUUCUGCCUCUUCUAAGAAGUCUUGGAGCUUUAUUGCCUUACCCCCAGCAGCCCUGUGCUCCAUAAAGCCCUGUGUCUGAAUUUUAGUCACACUGAGGAUGCCAGUGACUUUGAAAUCUAAGGAGUUACCCUUCCUUAGAGAUUGGCAUAACUAGAGACAGUGUCAUAACGUGAAGAUAGGGACUUGUAGCCGUGGACAUGCCGGUGAGUGGGGGGAGCCUGAGGAUCUGAGGCUGCCCUUAUCCCUAUCUCAUUGGUUACAUAGCAGUCCCUAAGCCUGCAUGUUACAUUAGGCAUGGCAGACACCAAGAUAGAAGUGCAGAUCUGGUUACCCUCUUCACUUAGCUAAGAGUAAAUCCAGAGGCUUUCUUCAAAUAAAAUCUGUAGUUAUUGAAAAGACAUGGGUACACAGGGCACACCAGGAAUUCUGAGGAAAAGGUAGACACAUGUAUUAGGGUUCUCCAGAGAAACAACCAAAAGGAUAUAUAGAGAUAGAGGAGAUUUAUUAAAGGAAAUAGCUCAUGCAAUUAUGGAAGCCAAGAAGUCCCAUGAUCUGCCAUCUGCAAGCUGGAGAGCCAGGAAAGCCAGUGAAGUUCAAAGGCCCGCAAACCAGGAGCACCGAUGAGGAAGGUCAGGAGGAGAUGGGUCCCAGCUCAGGAAAAGAGCAGUUUGCCCUUCCUCUGCCUUUUUGUCCUAUUCAUGCCCUCAACGGGUUGGAUGAUGCCCACCCUCAUUAGUAAGGGAAAUCUUUAAUCAGUCUACUGAUACAAAUGCACUUUUUUUUCUGGAAAUAACUUCACAGACACACCGAGAAAUGUUUUACCUCUGAUCAGGACAUCCUGUGGCCCAGUCAAGUUGAUGCAUAAAAUCAAUCAUCACAACAUGAAAAUGUCCUGGCAUUUAUGGCAUCCCUCCCCUUUGGCUUCUCCUACAUCCUUUAGUUCAUCUCUCAUUUCAAAUGCCCUGCAAGAGCAGUAGCUAUGGAAUUCCUAGGUGAGGAGACAAAAAACAGUCAGUUCCCACCAGAGAAAUUGAGGAGCCAGCCCUUGGUCCUUCCAAGAAAUGUUUAUUAACAAUGAUACUUGACUUUUAUAAUCCCGUUUAUCCCAGUUGCUCAUUCUGCUCUCGGUAAGUUAGCUAAGUGAGUAGGUUUGCUCAUUCCAUGACAGUGAACUGAAUCUUGGCCCUGGGCAGCCACCUUCUGACUGCAAGGGGAGAAAGCGUGGAUAUGACUAUGUGAAAAUCCACCAUCUGUGGAGGAGAAUUGGGAAUUCUGUGGUGUCUUACUGUGUAAAUAGGGAAGUGGUUAUUAUAACUAGCUUAAUGCUUAGGAAAGGAAGUAGUUUUAACUGCUUUACCCUGAAAAAAUAGCUUAAACUCUUGGGCUAACCUAGCUUUUCUUUUCCACCUGUAUGAAAGAGGCAAGAUGGUUGACGAUACAUGGGUCAGAAUGCGUGCUCUGAAAUGUGUCUUGCUGGUGGAAAUGAAUUUACAUGAAGCUGUUAAGACUCAGCUUGCCUGGUUUCCCUAAUAAUAAUGGGCAUGAUAUUUACAAUCAGGAGCAAAUUGUGGCCAGAAAAUAGAGGCAAGGAGGUCAUAGACUUCUGGGAACAUAACCUUCGCUAGCCUGUAAGCUCCUUGAGGAUAGUACUGGGUCCAUGAGAUACUCAUUCUGUAUCCUGAAAGAGUGCCUAACACAGAGGACUUGAUAAUUGUUCUGAAAAUCAUGCUCUAAGCCCAUGUCUCUCUUGGGCCAAUAAUGUCCUUUAUUUUAUUAAGUGCAGUGGAACAAAAGUGUCCUAGGCUUUGGUGGUUCUGCUACAGGUCUGCCUUUACACGGGGCUAUAAUAAAUCUUGAGAUCUCUGUCUUAACAAGAUAAGGAGUAGAUAAGAAGACAAGCAGACACUAGUUUGAGGAUUAUUGCCUUUUAGGGGUAAGUACCUUUGUUGAAUGCUACUAUGUGCUAAGCACUGUUCUCAUCUCAUUUGAUUUUGCAACUGCAGAGUAGGUAUUUUCUCCAUCUAUAUAUGCAGAGACCAAGUGAAGCUCAGAGAAGUUCAAUAAAUUGCUCACAGUCA